UCUGCUCUCGCUCUGCAAGGCUACUAGGAAUGAGGACACCAUGGUGAACCAGGAACUUGCUGACAGUGAUGCCAGGGCCCUGUAUGAGGCUGGAGAGAAGAGGAAGGGAACAGACUGCUCUGUCUUCAUUGACAUUCUGACCACCAGAAGUGCUCCUCAGCUCCGCCAAGCGUUUGAGAGGUACACCAAGUACAGUAAGGUGGAUGUGGCAAAGGCUAUUGACCUGGAACUGAAGGGAGACAUUGAGAACUGUCUGACUGCCGUAGUGAAGUGUGCUGGAAGCUAUUUUCUUUGCUGAGAAGCUAAACUUGGC
This is a messenger RNA of Oncorhynchus keta (chum salmon), 313 nucleotides long. RefSeq names its product annexin A1-like. Gene Ontology annotation, biological process: regulation of interleukin-1 production; positive regulation of cell migration involved in sprouting angiogenesis; granulocyte chemotaxis. The record is from RefSeq and is a predicted model, not a curated record. Gene Ontology annotation, molecular function: cadherin binding involved in cell-cell adhesion; calcium ion binding; calcium-dependent phospholipid binding. Lineage: Eukaryota; Metazoa; Chordata; Actinopteri; Salmoniformes; Salmonidae. The coding region runs from base 41 to 298 and encodes 85 amino acids. The transcript is spliced from 5 exons. Gene Ontology annotation, cellular component: plasma membrane; cytoplasm.